UUUUUUGACAAUCAAUUAUUUUAUUGAGCUUUCAUCGAUAUCUCGGAUUUCUGUUCCAUUUAAAUUAAAAAAAGUUUUAAAUUUUGACUUAUUUUCAACUUCAAAAAAAUUGGUGAAGUAGUUUUACUAGUCCACUUCAAAAAAGUCAAUUUCAAAAAGAAGCAACCGAUCCAAGUUCCCGUCAACUCGUCCGCUCAGUCUGCAAAAUAUUUGCAAUACGGUGGCUCCACCAUCAACCGAGUCCGUCAACGAUAUAAACAUGUUUUUUUAUAAGAAAUGCUGGCUUCUCAAUAACCUAUUCAGUGCGAAUUUUAUACAGCUGCUGUAAUCGUCGCGAAUCGCUCAUUCAGCUCCUGGCCGCGAACGCUUCUUGUUCUUCGCAUCAAAACAAUCUUUAUCAUCUACGAUCUGCUUCGUCAUCGUGAAACAUCGCAAAAGUUACAUAUCGAGACUUGUGGGGCUCGACUCGUAGAACCCGUUUGACGUGCAUUUGUUUGUCUGCUUCGUACUGUAGUGUUCUAAUUGUUUGCAACAAUGAUGCUACGAAAGGCCAUCAACCCAGCCUUCUUGAAAAAUGUUGCAAAACCUUUCUCAACAACUUCGAGUGUCAAAAACGUCAGUUUUGAACUCACUGAUACUCAAAGGGAAAUGCAGGAAACUGCUCGUAAGUUUACCAGAGAUGAAAUUAUACCAGUCGCAGCAGAGUAUGAUCGCACAGGAAAUUAUCCAUGGGACAUUGUGAAAAAAGCUUGGAAUUUGGGUCUUUUGAAUCAUCAUAUUCCAGCUAGUGUUGGUGGAUUGGAAUUCAAUAUUUUUGAUGGCUGUAUUGUCAGUGAAGAAAUUGCCUAUGGAUGCACUGGAAUUAAAACUGCUUUGGAAGCAUCAGGAUUAGGUCAAACUCCUGUCAUCAUGGCUGGAAACCACGAACAACAUAAGAAGUAUUUAGGAAGAUUGCUUGAAGAACCUUUGGUGGCUGCAUACUGCGUAACUGAGCCAGGAGCAGGAUCUGAUGUGAACGGAGUUAAAACAAAAGCCGUCAAAAAAGGCAAGGAAUGGAUUUUAAAUGGAACAAAGAUGUGGAUUACCAAUGGAGGUGUAGCAAAUUGGUAUUUUGUUUUGGCAAGAACUAACCCGGAUCCUAAAGCCCCUGCAGGAAAAGCUUUUACUGCAUUUAUUGUUGAACGUGAAUGGGAAGGUGUCCAUCCUGGAAGAAAGGAAAUCAAUAUGGGACAAAGGGCAUCAGAUACUCGUAUGGUCACUUUUGAAGAUGUUAGAGUACCAGAAGAAAAUGUUUUGUUAGGAGAAGGUGCUGGAUUCAAAGUUGCCAUGGGUACAUUUGAUAAAACUAGACCAGCGGUAGCUUGUGGUGCUGUUGGAUUAGCACAAAGGGCUUUGGAUGAAGCUACUAAGUAUUCUUUAGAACGCAAAGCUUUCAAUAAACCUAUUGCUGAACAUCAAGCAGUAGCUUUCAUGCUUGCUGAUAUGGCAAUAUCAGUUGAAACUGCAAGACUUGCAUGGAUGAAAUCUGCAUGGGCUUUGGAUAAUAAAAAACCAAAUGGUUCCAUGCUUGCCAGUGUUGCUAAGUGCUAUGCUGCAGACAUAGCGAACAAAUGUGCAACCGAUGCUGUUCAGAUCUUUGGUGGAGCUGGAUUUAAUACAGACUAUCCAGUUGAAAAAUUAAUGAGAGAUGCUAAAAUUUAUCAAAUUUAUGAAGGAACAGCUCAAAUUCAAAGGCUGAUUAUAUCUCGUCAACUUUUUGCCAAUGCACUGAAAGGUGGAAACUAAGUGCUUAAUUGGUAAAACUGAUCGAUCUAGAUCUUGUAUAAUAGUGUUUUUUUUUUCAAGAACUUUAUUUCUACAACUAUUAUUUACUGGGUUAAAAAUGAAACUUUUUAUACUAAAGUAUAGCAUAAUUAUAUGUUUGAGAGAUCAAAUUUAUAAAAAAAUGCACACGAUUUUUACGAGAUUACUAUUGUAUUCGCGUAAAUUUUGAUUAAAUUUCAAUCAAAUUAUCUAUACCAUUCGAAAUUAAUGGUACGAAAUGCCAAGAUGUAUAUAAGAUUAAAAUUGAAGAUAUUAAUUAUUUUUAUAUCCUUUACAUAAACGAAUGUAAACCUUUUAUGAUCAAUCAUGUAAUAUGUUAAUAUUUUAUCGCUUUUCUUAGAAAAAAAUAUAAUUUUACGCAUGUUUUAUACAAUAAAAUAUUUUUACACUUAAAUUAGAUUUGAGUUGAACAUUUUUUACAUGUAUAAAAUUCAGAUCACAGUAGGCUUAAAAAUCUGUGAACAAAAUGUAUUGUUAUUAACAUUUUUAUAAAUAAAAUUAUUCAAAGGUAGUUUUGAAAACGUUAUAAA
Trichogramma pretiosum is the source of this 2354-nucleotide messenger RNA. RefSeq names its product probable medium-chain specific acyl-CoA dehydrogenase, mitochondrial (gene Mcad). Bases 535 to 1785 code for a protein of 416 amino acids. Gene Ontology annotation, cellular component: mitochondrion. Gene Ontology annotation, molecular function: flavin adenine dinucleotide binding; medium-chain fatty acyl-CoA dehydrogenase activity. The transcript has 9 exons. Gene Ontology annotation, biological process: medium-chain fatty acid catabolic process; fatty acid beta-oxidation. The record is from RefSeq and is a predicted model, not a curated record. NCBI's taxonomy places the organism in Eukaryota, Metazoa, Arthropoda, Insecta, Hymenoptera, Trichogrammatidae.